CAGCUAUCUUUCAGAACAAAUAAAAACAAAAAAAAAAUCUGAUUGUUUAUUUUACAUCUGCAUUGUUUCUGAUUCUUUCUUUUUGUUCUCAAGUCUUUGAUCAUAUAACUACAGGUGAUGAUGUUGUAACCAUACGAGCCUCUUAUGGUGAUUAUGUGAGUCUACCAUUUCUUGAAUCAAGAACAGACACAAAAGAGGAGGGUAAAUAAGAUUAUAUUUAGGUGUUCACAAAAUGGAAAAGAAAGUUACAAAGAGUAAAGCAAACAUACCAAACUCAAAUAACAAGUUGUCUAUGAUAAGAGUGUUGAGAGGUAUAACAUGUCUGAUGGUGUUGGUUUCAACAGCUUUUAUGAUGUUAAUCUUCUGGGGGUUCCUAUCAGGUGUAGUCCUGAGGCUUUUCAGCAUACACUAUAGCCGUAAAUCUGUUUCUUUCUUCUUUGGCUCAUGGCUCGCCUUGUGGCCUUUCCUCUUUGAGAAGAUAAACAGAACCAAAGUUGUCUUCUCUGGCGACAAAGUUCCUCGCGAGGAACGAGUUUUGCUCAUUGCGAAUCACCGAACAGAAGUGGAUUGGAUGUACUUUUGGGAUCUUGCACUGCGUAAAGGCCAGAUUGGUAAUAUCAAGUAUGUGCUUAAGAGCAGUUUGAUGAAGCUACCUCUGUUUGGCUGGGCGUUUCACCUCUUUGAGUUUAUCCCCGUUGAGCGGAGAUGGGAAGUCGAUGAAGCAAACUUGAGGAAGAUUGUUUCGAGUUUUAGAAAUCCAAGAGAUGCUUUGUGGCUUGCUCUUUUCCCUGAAGGCACAGAUUACACUGAGUCUAAAUGUGAGAGGAGCAAGAAGUUUGCAGCUGAACAUGGCUUACCAGUACUGAACAACGUCCUGCUUCCAAAGACAAAAGGUUUUAUCUCAUGCUUGCAAGAAUUGAGUUGCUCACUUGAUGCAGUUUAUGAUGUUACAAUUGGUUAUAAAAACCAUUGUCCGUCUUUCUUAGACAAUGUCUAUGGUAUUGAACCAUUAGAAGUUCACAUACACAUCCGUCGAAUCAACCAACCCCAAAUCCCAAAUCAAGAAAAGGAGAUCAAUGAUUGGUUAAUGAACACAUUCCAGCUCAAAGACCAGCUUCUCAAUGACUUCUACUCACAUGGCCAUUUCCCUAACGAAGGAACAGAAAAAGAGUUCAACACAUUGAAGUACCUCAUAAACUGCUUGGCAGUGAUUGUCUUCACAGCCAUCUGCGCAUAUCUCACCUUCUUCUCCUCGAUGAUCUGGUUCAAGAUCUAUGUCUCUUUGGUGUGUGCCUACUUGGCCUCUGCUACACAUUUCAAUCUUCGUUCUGUUCCACUUGUCGAGACUGCACAAAAGGCCUUCAAAUUAAUAAACAAAUAAACAUUAAAUGUUUUCUAUAUACUAUUAUAUUUUGACGUUAAGACUCAAUACAAUCUCUACUUAUGAAAUGUGACCACAAGCUGCAAUAAAUGAUGGAC
Molecule: messenger RNA, 1479 nt
Organism: Eruca vesicaria subsp. sativa (arugula)
Lineage: Eukaryota; Viridiplantae; Streptophyta; Magnoliopsida; Brassicales; Brassicaceae
Source: the annotation of a GenBank genome assembly